This is a messenger RNA of Torulaspora globosa, 219 nucleotides long. It is a transcript of the gene TFB5, whose product is annotated as TFIIH complex subunit TFB5. Bases 1 to 219 code for a protein of 72 amino acids. The transcript has a single exon. Gene Ontology annotation, biological process: transcription initiation at RNA polymerase II promoter; transcription by RNA polymerase II; nucleotide-excision repair, preincision complex assembly. Lineage: Eukaryota; Fungi; Ascomycota; Saccharomycetes; Saccharomycetales; Saccharomycetaceae. The record is from RefSeq and is a predicted model, not a curated record. Gene Ontology annotation, cellular component: transcription factor TFIIH core complex; transcription factor TFIIH holo complex.
AUGGCUAGAGCUAGACGUGGCUCUUUGAUACAAUGUGAUCCCUCGAUCAAAGCGCUCAUAAUGCAAAUCGACGCUGAACGAAGUGACAUUAUUCUGGAAGAGCUGGAUGAUACUCACUUGUUAGUUGAUCCAUCGAAAGUGGAAUUUAUCAAGCGAGAGUUGAAUAGGUUACUCUCCAAGAAUAUAUACAAUCCUAUGGAUGAGGACGAGAACAGCUGA